CUGACUGGCGGCACUGACUGGCACAACUGCUGGGCACUGACUGGUGGCACUGACUGGCACAACCGCUGGGCACUGACUGGUGGCACUGACUGGCAGCACUGCUGGGCUGCACUGGUGGGUGGCACUGGUGGGCAGCACUGGUGGGUGGGCACAGGUGGGUGGCACUGGUGGGCACAGGUGGGUGGGCACAGGUGGGUGGCACUGCUGGGCACAGGUAGGUGGCACUUCUGGGCACAGGUGUGUGACACUGCAGAGUGGCACAGGUGGGUGCACUGCUGGGCACAGGUGGGUGAUCUGCUGGGCACAGGUGGGUGGAGCUAGUGGGCGCACUGCUGGGCACAGGUGGGCGAAACUUGUGGGUGCAACUGCUGGGCACCGAUCAUCAGGGCACUGAUCAUCAGUGCCCUGAUGAUUGGUGCCGAUCCUCGCUCUGACAACUGCUGGUUCUCGGCAGUACUUUCCUCACGAUCUGACAGCGUGAGGAAACGUGUCAUUGGACACGGCUGAUCA
Staurois parvus is the source of this 510-nucleotide messenger RNA. Lineage: Eukaryota; Metazoa; Chordata; Amphibia; Anura; Ranidae. The record is from the annotation of a GenBank genome assembly.